UUUGAAACGCUCGCUGCCGGAGAGGGCGCUUUUGGAUAGAUACCCUGCCGGCGCUGCAGUUGCGCAGAACAAGAAAAUGAUGGUCUGCGCAGCUCUCACAAGGUCGAUUCGCUUUUUUAAGCGAACACACCCUAUCGGCGAGCCACGGCGAAAAGAUGACGAAGGGUACUUCGAGCUUUGGUAAGCGGCGCAAUAAGACUCACACCCUGUGCAGGAGGUGUGGAAGGUCGGCGUAUCACAUUCAGAAGAAGACCUGUGCACAGUGUGGAUACCCCAGCAGACGCCUUAGGCACUUCAACUGGAGUAUUAAGGCUCAGCGCAGGAAAACUACCGGCACUGGUCGUAUGCGUUUCUUGAAGAUUGUACGCAGGCGUUUCAGGAAUGGAUUCCGUGAGGGAGGAAAGCCCACACCCCGCAAGGCUGUUGCUUCAUCAUAAACGCCACGUUACUUUCUUAAGUCUCAACUAAAAAUUGUAAAAGUGUGUACGACUGCUGUCUUGGAUAAAAUAAGCCAUCUUACACAAA
This is a messenger RNA of Neocloeon triangulifer, 525 nucleotides long. RefSeq names its product large ribosomal subunit protein eL37 (gene RpL37a). NCBI's taxonomy places the organism in Eukaryota, Metazoa, Arthropoda, Insecta, Ephemeroptera, Baetidae. Bases 156 to 437 code for a protein of 93 amino acids. Gene Ontology annotation, biological process: translation. Gene Ontology annotation, molecular function: RNA binding; structural constituent of ribosome. The record is from RefSeq and is a predicted model, not a curated record. Gene Ontology annotation, cellular component: ribosome; cytosolic large ribosomal subunit. The transcript is spliced from 4 exons.